This is a messenger RNA of Kogia breviceps (pygmy sperm whale), 7099 nucleotides long. It is a transcript of the gene COL6A6, whose product is annotated as collagen type VI alpha 6 chain. Lineage: Eukaryota; Metazoa; Chordata; Mammalia; Artiodactyla; Physeteridae. The record is from RefSeq and is a predicted model, not a curated record. Gene Ontology annotation, molecular function: extracellular matrix structural constituent conferring tensile strength.
AUGAAAAUGCUGCUCACUUUGCUCCUUAUGAUAAUUUGUUCCCAUGUUUCUGUCAACCAACAUUCUGGCCCUGAGUAUGCUGAUGUGGUGUUUCUGGUGGACAGCUCUGACCACCUGGGAAUUAAAUCCUUCCCGUUUGUAAAGACAUUCAUCAACAAAAUUAUCACCAGCCUCCCCAUAGAGGCCCACAAGUACCGUGUGGGCCUGGCCCAGUACAACGAUGGGCUCCACAGAGAAUUCCAGCUCAGCACCUUCGAGAGCAAAGGCCCCAUGUUGAACCACCUCAAGAAGAACUUCAGGUUCCUGGGUGGCUCCCUGCGGAUUGGGAACACUCUCCAGGAAGUACACAAAACCUACUUCUCAAACGGGAGGGACAGGAGACAUUUUCCCCCGAUCCUGGUGGUCCUGGUUUCAGCCGAGUCUGAGGAUGCCGUGGAAGAGGCCUCUGAGGCGCUGCGCAACGACGGGGUGAGGAUCAUCUCCGUGGGGAUGCAGGGGGUGUCCGAGGAGACUCUGAGGGCCAUGGCCACAGACCAGUUCCACUACAGCCUCCGAACGGUCCGAGACCUCAGCAAGUUCUCCCAAAACAUGACGAAGAUUCUCAAGGAUGCAGCUCAGUACAAGGAAGGAGCAGUCAAUGACAUUCUUGUGGAAGUUUGCCAAGGCCCUUCUGUGGCCGAUGUUGUGUUCCUGUUGGAUAUGUCCAUCAACGGCAGCUGGGAGGACUUUGACUAUCUUAUAGAAUUCCUGGAAGAAAGUGUAACUGCACUGGACAUCAAGGAAAACUGCAUGAGGGUUGGCCUUGUGGUCUAUAGCAAUGAGACAAAGGUGAUUAACCUACUGAGCAGUGGCAUAAACAAGUCAGAGAUUCUCCAGGAUAUACAGAGCCUCUCUCCCCAGGCCGGGAAGGCCUACACUGGAGCUGCCUUGAGAAAGAUCAGGAAGGAGGUUUUCAGCGUGCAGCACGGCAGUAGGAAGAAUCAGGGAGUGCCACAGAUAGCUGUGCUGGUGACUCAUAGCCCAUCUGAGGACAACGUGACCAAGGCUGCUGUGAACCUCCGGCGCCAGGGGGUGACCAUCUUCACCAUAGGCAUAGAGGGGGCCAGCGAUGCCCAGCUGGAGAAGAUCGCAUCUCACCCUGCCGAGCAGUACGUCUCCAAACUGAAAACCUUCUCUGACCUGGCUGCCCACAACCAGACAUUUCUAAAGAAACUGCGGAACCAGAUCAUACACACAGUCUCUGUCAUUUCCGAAAGGACUGAAACCCUCAAAUCUGGUUGUGUGGACACUGAUGAAGCAGACAUCUAUCUGCUCAUCGAUGGCUCUGGGAGCACCCAGGCCACGGACUUCCAGGAAAUGAAAACCUUCCUGUUGGAGGUUGUAGAGAUGUUCAACAUCGCUCCCCAGAAGGUGCGAGUUGGAGCUGUCCAGUAUGCUGACCGCUGGGACUUGGAAUUUGAGAUCAAUAAAUACACCAACAAGCAUGAUGUGGGAAAGGCCAUCGAGAACAUCAGGCAGCUGGGCGGGAACACAAACACAGGUGCAGCCUUGAACUUCACCCUGGGGCUGUUGCAGAAAGCAAAGAGGCAGCGGAAAAACAGAGUGCCAUGCCACCUUGUUGUCCUGACCAACGGCGUGUCCCAGGAUAGCAUCUUGGGGCCCGCAAAUAGACUGAGAGAGGAGCUCAUCCACGUCUAUGCCAUCGGGGUCAAGGAGGCCAACAAGACACAGCUGCGAGAAAUCGCAGGCGAGGAGAAGCGGGUGUACUAUGUGCAUGACUUUGAUGCCUUGAAAGACAUAAGAAACCAGGUUGUUCAAGAAAUCUGUGCCGAAGAAGCCUGCAAAGAGAUGAAGGCAGACAUCAUGUUUCUGGUGGACAGUUCUGGCAGUAUAGGACAUGAAAACUUCAUCAAAAUGAAAACAUUUAUGAAAAACCUGGUGAGAAAAUCUCAGAUUGGGGGAGAUAGGGUGCAAAUCGGUGUAAUCCAGUUCAGUGACAUCAAUAAGGAGGAGUUUCAGCUCAACAGAUAUAUGUCCCAGGGGGAAAUUUCAGAUGCAAUAGACCGAAUGGUUCACAUUGGAGAAACUACCUUGACUGGUAGCGCCCUGACCUUCGUGUCUCAGUACUUCAGCCCUGCCAAGGGGGCCCGGCCCAACAUCAGGAAGUUCCUCAUCCUCAUCACGGACGGUGAGGCUCAGGACAUAGUCAAGGACCCAGCAGUGGCACUUCGGCAAGAAGGCAUAAUUAUCUACUCUGUGGGGGUGUUUGGCUCCAAUGUCACCCAGCUUGAGGAGAUCAGUGGGAGGCCAGAGAUGGUUUUUUAUGUUGAGAAUUUUGACAUUCUGCAGCACAUUGAAGACGACCUUGUUUUUGGAAUAUGCAGCCCCCGUGAAGAAUGCAAGCGCAUUGAAGUUUUAGACGUCGUGUUUGUAAUUGACAGCUCUGGCAGCAUUGAUCAUGAUGAGUAUAAUAUCAUGAAGGACUUCAUGAUUGACUUGGUGAAAAAAGCUAAUGUGGGCAAGAAUCAUGUCCGGUUUGGGGCUCUGAAGUAUGCGGAUGACCCAGAGGUGCUGUUUUAUCUGGAUAACCUUGGCACAAAAUGGGAGGUGAUCUCGGUGCUCCAAAAUGACCAGCCCAUGGGGGGCAACACUUACACCGCCAAGGCCCUGGGCUUCUCAGACCACAUGUUCACUGAAGCCCGGGGCAGCCGCCUGCACAAGGGGGUCCCCCAGGUCCUCAUCGUAAUCACCGAUGGGGAAUCCCAUGAUGCUGAUAAGCUCAAUGCCACAGCCAAGGCCUUGCGGGACAAAGGCAUCCUUGUCCUGGCCGUGGGGAUCGCUGGUGCGAAUGCUGUGGAGCUGCUGGCCAUGGCAGGAUCAAGUGACAAGUACUUCUUUGUGGAAACUUUUGGAGGCCUGAAGGGGAUAUUUUCAGAUGUGUCUGCCAGUGUGUGUAACUCUUCAAAAGUAGAUUGUGAAAUUGAAAAAGUAGACCUCGUGUUCCUCAUGGAUGGUUCGAAUAGCAUUCAUCCAGAUGACUUCAAGAAGAUGAAGAGAUUCUUGGCAUCUGUCGUUCAAGACUUCGAUGUCAGUGUCAACAGAGUGCAUAUAGGAGCUGCCCAGUUCAGCCACACCUACCGGCCGGAGUUUGCACUGGGAACUUUCAUUGGCAAAAAGGAGAUCUCCUUUCAGAUUGAAAACAUCCAGCAGAUCUUUGGCUACACGCACAUUGGCUCUGCUCUCCGGCAGGUAGGGCACUACUUCCAGCCGGACAUGGGCAGCCGGAUCAACACAGGUACCCCGCAGGUGCUGCUGGUCCUCACAGAUGGCCAGUCCCAAGACGAAGUGGCUCAGGCCGCCGAAGAGCUGAGACACAAAGGGAUCAACAUUUACUCCGUGGGCAUCGGGGAUGUGGAUGACCAGCAGCUCGUUCAGAUGACCGGGACCGCUGAUAAAAAACUGACAGUUCACAACUUUGACGAACUGAAAAAGGUCAAGAAGAGGAUCGUUCGCAACAUCUGUACCUUGGGGAGUCAGAGCAAUUGUUUUGUGGACAUUGUGGUGGGAUUUGACAUCUCAACUCAGCAGAAUGGGCAGACUUUGCUUGAAGGUCAGUCUUGGAUGGAAACUUACCUUCAAGACAUCUUACGUACCAUCAGGUCCCUCAGUGGGGUAAGCUGUGAGGUGGGCACGGAGACUCAGGUUAGUGUGGCUUUUCAAGUGACCAAUUCCAUGGAAAAAUAUUCCCCCAAGUUUGAGAUCUACAGUGAAAACAUACUGAACAGCUUGAAGGAUGUAACAGUUAAAAGACCAUCUCUUCUCAAUGCAAACCUCUUGAGUUCUCUGUGGGGUGCAUUUCAGAAUAAAUCAGCUGCUCGGGGAAAGGUGGUUCUCUUAUUUUCAGAUGGAUUGGAUGAUGAUGUUGAAAAACUUGAACAAAAAUCUGAUGAACUUAGAAAAGAAGGCCUGAAUGCCCUCAUCACAGUUGCUCUGGAUGGAGCCACCAAUUCCAAUGACCUGGGUGACCUUCUCUACAUUGAAUUUGGGAAAGGAUUUGAGUACAGGACACAGCUCACUCUUGGGAUGAGGGAUCUUGGGAGCCGACUGUCAAAGCACCUGGUCAGUGUUGCAGAAAGGACAUGCUGCUGUUUAUUCUGCAAGUGCAUUGGAGGAGAUGGCACAGUGGGAGACCCUGGACCAGCAGGGAAAAAGGGACCCCCAGGUUUUAAAGGCAGUGAAGGCUAUCUGGGAGAGGAGGGCAUUGCUGGGGAAAGAGGAACCACCGGACCAAUGGGAGAGCAAGGUACUAAAGGAUGCUAUGGUGCCAAAGGUCCUAAGGGAAACAGGGGACUAAAUGGACAGGAGGGAGAAGUUGGGGAAAGUGGAAUUGAUGGGUUAAAUGGAGAACAGGGUGACCGUGGUCUUCCAGGAACAAAAGGAGAAAAAGGAGAUGAAGGAGCCCAGGGAAUCCCAGGAGAGAGAGGGAUUCCUGGCGACCAUGGAGCAAAGGGCCUGUGCGGAGACCCUGGAGUUCCUGGUUUUGACAGUAGCAUAGAAGGACCCAAGGGCUUGAAAGGGGAACACGGAAGACAGGGAAGAAGAGGCUGGCCAGGCCCCCCUGGAACCCCAGGCUCCAGAAGAAAGACAGCAGUUCAUGGCCAGAGGGGACAUACAGGCCCACAGGGGAAAACAGGCAUCCCAGGCCCAGAUGGACUUGCGGGGUCACUGGGACUUAAGGGUCCUCAGGGCCCAAGAGGAGAGGCUGGUAUGAAAGGAGAAAAAGGAAGUCUGGGAAGUAAAGGUCCCCAGGGGCUUCCAGGGCCAGCAGGAGAGACAGGGAGUCAAGGCCGUGUGGGAAGCCAAGGAAACAAAGGAGAACCUGGCGAUAUGGGAGAAAAGGGAGCCAUUGGCCUUCGGGGUCCUCGAGGCUUGCUGGGUGAUGAUGGCAACCUAGGUUAUGGUAGUGUUGGAAGUAAAGGAGCAAAGGGGCAAGAAGGAUUCCCUGGAGAAAUUGGACCUAAGGGUGAGGUUGGGGACCCUGGUGGUCCAGGAGAAACUGGACCCAAGGGCACUAGAGGCAAGACAGUGUCUGCUGGGCUUCCAGGAGAGCCGGGAUCCCCUGGGGAGCUGGGACCUCCUGGACGCAAGGGUGUGAAAGGGGCCAAAGGAUUGCCUUCCUUCUCGACAUGCGAGCUCAUCCAGCAUGUGCAGGACCACAGUCCUUGCAGACAUGGAGCCCCGCGGUGCCCUGUGCAUCCCACGGAGCUGGUGUUCGCGCUGGACCAGUCCCGGGGCGUCACGGAGCCAGAGUUCGCACGGAUGAAGGAGAUGACAACCUCCCUGCUGGGCGGUCUCCGGGUCCGGGAGAAGCACUGCCCUGUGGGUGCGCGCGUGGCCGUGCUCACCUACAACUCCCACGCCAGGCUCCUCAUCCGCUUCUCCGACGCCUACAGGAAGGACAGACUCCUCAGACAGAUUGAGGCCCUUCCUUACGAGCGGUCCGCGUCCAGCAGGGACAUUGGCAAGGCCAUGAGGUUUGUCUCCAGGAAUGUCUUCAAGCGGACGCUCCCAGGGGCUCACACCAGAAGAAUUGCCACGUUCUUCAGUGGCGGCCCAUCUGUAGAUGCCCAGACCAUCACGACAGCCGGCCUGGAGUUCAGCGCCCUGGACAUUAUCCCGGUGGUAAUCACCUUCAGCCAGGUGCCCGCCAUCAAGCACUCGUUUGUGAUUGACGACACUGGCAGAUUCCAAGUCAUCAUGGUUCCACACAGGAUUGACUCUGCGCCAGCACUAGAGGGACUCCAGCGGUGCACUUUCUGCUAUGAUGUAUGCAAGCUGGAUGCUUCUUGUGACCAAGCCAGACCACCCACCGUGCAAUCUUACAUGGACGCUGCUUUCCUUCUGGAUGGCUCCCGGCAUGUGGGAAGUGCAGAAUUUGAAGACAUAAGAGGCUUCCUGGGAGCACUGUUAGAUCACUUUGAAAUCACCCCAGAGCCUGAGACUUCUGUCACUGGAGACCGAGUGGCCCUAUUAAGCCAUGCUCCCCCCCACUUCCUACCCAACACUCAGAGGAGUCCCGUUAGAAGUGAAUUCAACCUUACCACCUACAAGAGUAAACACCUCAUGAAGAGGCACGUGGAAGAAUCAGUUCAGCAACUCAAUGGAGACGCUUUUAUUGGUCAUGCCUUACAGUGGACUCUGAACAAUGUCUUCUUGAGUACACCCAAUCUGAGAAGAAAUAAAGUCAUUUUUGUGAUAUCUGCUGGGGAAACCAGUCACUUGGAUAGGGAAACCUUAAAGAAAGAAUCCUUGAGAGCCAAGUGUCAAGGUUAUGCCUUAUUUGUGUUUUCCCUUGGCCCUUCUUGGAAUGACCAGGAACUGGAAGAUCUAGCCAGCUACCCUUUGGAUCACCACUUGGUCCAGCUUGGCCGCAUUCAUAAGCCUGACCACAGAUAUGGUGUGAAGUUUGUGAAGGCCUUUAUAAGCUCAGUCAGGCGUGCAAUCAACAAAUAUCCACCAAUAAACAUCAAAGCAAAGUGCUACAGACUCAGCUCUGCAGAUCCGCAGCAGCCUCUGCGCCAGUUGCGAAGCUUCCUUCCUGGACCACAUAAAGCUACCCUCAAAGAUGUAUUACAGAAGGCAAAAUUCUUUCAACAUAAAAAACAUCUGUCAAGAAUAGCAAGAGGCAGCAGAGAUGAUACUGUUCAAAAUUUUACGAGAAACACAUCCCACACCUUUAAAAGUGGGAAAGGGGUGAUAAAAACGGCUCCCAAACAACAUGAUAAAGAAGUGCUCGAAGAGUUUAGCCUCAGGAAGCAUGGUAAGACUCUGGGCUUAAAUAACUAAAUUCAUGAACACAAUGUUGGACGACUUUUACUUGGAUUUCUGUCUGCAUCCAAGGUCCGCUUUGGAGAGCAGAACAAGUAACAGGUGGUGGGUCAUCAGAGAACUUGACCCCUUGCACUCUCUGGUAUUAAGAUAUAUCUUGUCCAUUUAUUUGACCAUUCCUGAUAAUCCCUGAUAAUUCUGAGACUGGUAUGUUCAAGAACUGUUAUCAUUAAAAGAUGGAAGAAUAAAAGGAGUCUUUUGAAAAGUCUAA